UGAUGUUGAAUCAGCAUAGACAAUAUUUCACAGAAGGAUUAAAAUAUCACAAAAAUUGUAAAAGCUUAUACGUAGAAGAUUUUUGGGUAGAAGUACAACAUUUAGAAAAGACUGCAGGUGCCUCACUUCCAAUUGCCAUGGAAAAAUAUAAAAACCUCAUAAAACGUUUUGAAGGUGAUAUCGAAUUUCAUUUUAUAUUACUAGACAGAGCAAUAAAAUUAAGUGCAGUUAGAGAACUGCAAUGUAAUAUUGUCAGAGAUAUGGUCAGAAAGUAUAGACAUAGUGAACUAAUGUGGCAAAAAUUAGCUAAGAUUCAUUUUGAUGGUUUUAUCUAUCAUCGAGAAACUGAGCAAUUACAUUAUGAUAAAAAUUAUAUUAGUGGUAUAAGAAACUGCAUUAAAACAUAUGAAGACGGAUUAAAAGAAAAUUUACCUUUAAAAAAUAAACAUAAGUUAUGGAACUUUUAUAUUGAUCAUAUUAUAGAAAUUCGGAAAUCUUAUCGCAUGAAAAAAGAAACAAUAAGAAAUUUUAUGAAUGAAACUAUGGAGCGAGCCUUUGAAGAAGCACACGAUAACAAAGCAUUACAUAAAUCUGAACAUUAUAUUUAUUGGGCUAAAAACACAAAUAUAGACUGUCCUAGAAUUCUGAAAAAAGGAGUUGAAGUGAUAGAAGAUAGUGUAGAACUUUGGAUUACUUUAUUAUCAUAUUAUUUGAGCUACGACAGUCUUGAAAUGGGCAUUGAAGCUUUUCAAGCAGGUGUUCGAACUUUGGCAAGCAAAUCGAUGCCUUUAUGGAAAAUUCUAAUUUUAUAUUUGGGGAACACUCAUCCAAAAUUGCUCCAACAAUUAUAUCAUGAAGGCUCACAUUUUCCAUUCCCAGACAUUAAUUUUGUAAUCAGGCCUGAAUAUUUGGAAUGGAGUGUAGUUCACAAUGGAAUACUUUCAACUCGUGAAUUAUUUAUUGAACUUAGAGACAUACAACCAGAAUGUAAACAGUUGUACACAACCAUGAUUUCAUUUGAACUCACUCAAAACUCAGGAGUGUGGUCUGACUGCAUUCGUUUUGAAUACAAGUAUGGUUCUCAUAAAUUAGUGAAAGAAAUUUAUAAGGCAUCAUUGCUGUGUUUAGAACCAGAUUUAAGGAAUGGUAUGACGAAAGAGUUUGAAAAACUUAAGGAGGAAUUUAUGGAAGACGAUCCUAAAGAUGGAGGAGUUAAUGUUAUUGAUGAUGACGAAUAAUUUUAUAGUUAGGAAAAAAUUACAUAGGUGUGUAUUUAUUUUAUUUAUAUUCAUAUUCUAAGUAAUUUGUAAACUUAAUUUUUUUUAUG
Molecule: messenger RNA, 1327 nt
Organism: Acyrthosiphon pisum (pea aphid)
Lineage: Eukaryota; Metazoa; Arthropoda; Insecta; Hemiptera; Aphididae
Product: U3 small nucleolar RNA-associated protein 6 homolog
Exons: 7
Coding region: 3-1238 (411 amino acids)
Biological process (GO): maturation of SSU-rRNA from tricistronic rRNA transcript (SSU-rRNA, 5.8S rRNA, LSU-rRNA)
Cellular component (GO): small-subunit processome; Pwp2p-containing subcomplex of 90S preribosome
Molecular function (GO): snoRNA binding; protein binding
Source: RefSeq, a predicted model, not a curated record